Molecule: messenger RNA, 4663 nt
Organism: Daphnia magna
Lineage: Eukaryota; Metazoa; Arthropoda; Branchiopoda; Diplostraca; Daphniidae
Exons: 14
Coding region: 120-4589 (1489 amino acids)
Source: RefSeq, a predicted model, not a curated record
GUCGUCGGCAUAGUCACUGCUGUAUUUAUGUGCUCCAGUUAUUGUCGUCUGCAACAAACGUCAAAAUUUUAAGAUAGUGCAAGAAACUGAUUCAAGUGUUUUUUUUACAUCGAGACAUUAUGCCGCCAGCAAAUAAUACAGUGCAGUGUUCUAUGUGCACUCUUUUAAUCGCAGUUGAUGACCCAACUACAUUUUUUAAGCAUGUAAAACAUAUACACAGUUGUAGUGUGCCCUUCCACAUAAUAUGCAGACAUCCAGACAGUUGCAACAAACAUUAUUAUGUGUUCCUCUCAUUCCGACGUCACUGGAAUAAAGUCCAUGGAAGUCAGACUAAAUUCGUACACCCUAUUCAUGUUGGGAACAUUCAAGUUGCACUUGGCCCUGAUGAGGACAUUGUUGAUGUUGCAGCAGCUGAAGCAUUUGAUAUUGCUGGACCAACACUUUAUAAACAAACGAUAACUGAAUUUGAGUGGGAGGCAGGAAUGCUGUAUCAACUGAGACACAAAUAUUUUCUCCCAUUUGAAGCACUGUUGUUGGUGUCAGAUAUUAUUCGGGAUAGCUAUGCCCGGAAUGUGGUUAUGAUUCAGGAAAACCUACGGGCUGUUGUGUCAAACAACAUUUUCGGUAGUACAGCGUUUACCGAAGCAUUUCAACUAGUUCACCAACAAGAACAAAUGACUCGAUACCGACUAGAAUCAACCUGGAAUAAAUUCUUCCCAGCCGUUAUGCCAAGAGAAGUCAUUUUGAAUCCUAAUGAACCAUCUUACGAAUGGAUUAAUGACCCAAAUUUUGGUGAAAUAAUCGAUGAAGUGUUUGAGAUCGGAUAUUUUAUACCUUUCCUAGAAUCAGUGCAGCAAUUUCUGUCAAUUAAAGUUGUUUUUGAUGCCGUAAUGUUGAAUUUUAGCUCGUAUGACAGUUCAGCAAACCCCACUGAUUAUUCCGAUGUUUUGAGUGGGAGUUAUAUAAAAAAGAACCCAUUGUACAUAAAACACAGUGGCCAGAUUUUGUGUUUUCAAGUAUAUAUGGACGAAGUGGAAGUUUCAAAUCCACUUGGUAGCAAAAAAGGUAAACACAAAAUCUGCGUUUUUUACUGGACAUUAUUGAACAUUCCUCCCAUUUUCCGAUCUUCAUUGAGAAGCAUUCAGUUGCUUGGAAUUGUGAGUAAUGACUUGCUUAAAGAUCGUGGGGUAGAAGUGUUUUUAAAACCCUUUAUAGAUGAUUUGAUUCUUCUUCUUGAUGGUGUUACUUUAACCAUACGAAAUCAAAAACGGAAGUGGUUUGGGAUGUUAGUGAAUUUUGUAGGGGAUAUUCCUGCGUCAAACUUUGUUGCUGGAUUUAAGGAAGGAGUAGGUGCAGCAAAAUUGCAUUGUCGUUCUUGCUUAAUUGAUCGUGACGACAUAGAACUAAUUCAUCUUGAAUCAAAUUGUGUUUUGCGGGACAAAGAUACUCACGAAGUUCAUGUUUUGCAAAUUGAGAACGUAGAACUUACUUCGGUCGAAAGAGAAGGUCUUUCUACAACCUAUGGAGUGAACCGUCGUUGCCCAUUCACUAGACUAGGAUACGUCGAUCCAACUAAAAUAUUUUCACAUGACUUAAUGCACGUUGUAAACGAGGGCAUCUUGAAUCUGGUUGUCCGAAAACUACUUCGUCAUCUUAUUGUAACAAUAAAGUUAGAUUUGGAUGUCGUAAAUCGCAAAAUAUCAACGUUAUCGUGUGAUAGAGAAUUCACCGUUCCACCUCCGAUCAGAAAAAAAGAGGUUAUGGAUUUAACUAAACUUUCAUUCUCGUCAUCUGAAAUGGGCUCAGUUGCGAUUGCUCUUGCCGUCGUUUUGGCUGAGUUUGUUUCAAGUGACGAUCCACACUACGCAAAUUUCCUUCUACUUCUAGAAAUAACAGCUUCACUUCAAUGCUAUUCUUUUUCGGAGAAGGACUUGACGGUACUUGAAAAGAAUAUCGAAAUUCAUAAUAUCAACCAUGUUUUGCUAUACCCAAAAAAUCCUGAUGAAUCUGGAAAGGCAAUAACACCAAAACUUCAUUCGCUUCUUCAUUUGGCUAAUCAAAUCAGAAUGUUUGGCGCUCUAAGGAAUUCUUGGUGCUUCCGGUAUGAGUCAAAGAAUGCUAGAUUUAAAAAAAUUAUGAAUAGAAAUUGCAAUUUUAGCAAUGUGCCUUGGUCACUAUCCUCCCACCACCAAAAGCUAGUGGGCUUAGACGUUGCAAGGGAUGGCGAAGGACAUUUCUUUGGGAAUGCGGAAAAUUUCACUGUUCACGGUCAUCAUUCACCGAUAGAUGUUAAGCACGCUUGGUGGGCACACAUCGCUUACGAAACAACUGAUUUGAUUAGCGAUUCGAAAUUCCAACCGCUUAAAUCACUGAAAAUCGCUGGUAGAAUUUGCAACAAGAAAACGCCUUGCAGGCCUCUUCCGACCAAGUUGUCUGCUGAUAUCGUUGAUAUAAAGUACAUGGCUAAUAACAAAAAAAUAUUUGUGAAUUUUGGUUCUUUGAAACAUCCAACGCAAGUCAAAUGUAUUCUCAUACCAAACAGUACACAAAGUAACGACGUUGCAGUGCUGAGGACUCUGCUUUACAAAGAAUUGUUGGCAGAUUGCUCUAUUAUUUCUCUAGGUGGAAAUAAAUUAACACCUAUAAAUGAUGUUCUUUUGCUAAAAUAUGACGAAGACUACGGGCAAGCUAUAGACCUCAGUUCGUCUACAGUGUUUGAUAAUGUGGAAAAAGAUGUUCUAGUAAAGCUACGACAAACUGAAGAUACUGCUCUGAUGGAUGACAAUGCUAGUAAAAUUCAUGAUGGUGGAGAUGAUGUCAAUGCUUGUCAACUUGGAAACGAUGCAGCCAACUUGGAUGUAGUCAACUCGUGCUUGGAUGAAGUGAAUGAUGGAGAUAAUGAUGUGAAAAAUGUUUAUCAACUUAAAAUCGAUGCAGCCAACAUGGAUGUAGUCAACUCGUACUUGGAUGAAGGGAAUACCAUUCCUGCUGUCUUUAGUAUUCAAGGAGACGAGGAUCAAACAUCAAUAGGUCAUAUGGAAAGAAGUGACGAAGACUCUAGCACUGAGAAGAGCACUGAUAUUGAUACUGCUAUGUCAUCAGAAUGUAGUGCAGCAAGUUCAUCAGGCAGUACUGAUUUUGUUAAUAGCACAUCUGAUUCCGACUCCCAUGCCCAGAAAAUCAAGUCACCAGCAAAAUGUAAAGUGGCUAAGAUAGGUCAAAAACGGACUUAUGCUUUCAGCAGUACUCAAAUAGCUACUGUAACGGAUCCUUUGGGAAAUGAUGAAAACCCUUGUCUGCCAAAGAAGAAAAACACAGCAGCACUUCAUAUUCAGCCAUCAGCAGGUGCUCACGUUGUUGCUGUUGCUAUUGCAAGGGGGACUAGUAUUCAGCCUGAUGUGGAAAAUCAUCAACGUCAACUUCAUCCCAAUAAUCCGCUCGAGCCGGUUGUUGUUGAUAAUCUUUUAGUCCCGGUCACUCUUCCCAACGAAGGGACAGAACCUUGGGAAAUAAAUGAAAGGCUGGUGAAAGCUAUCAAAGAAGGUCAACUCACUCUUUAUUUCAACCAAUUUAUUUUGGUCUGCGCCAAGCAUCUAAUGCAAACUCAUCGAGCUCGUCGAUUCAAAAAUCACUACAGAAACUACGCCGACAUGAUUGUCAAUAAAUAUCCUUGUCUGAAAGACGUGGGAAGGAACUGCUCAUAUGAAACAGUCAAGGAUAAAAUAAUUAAAGCUAUUCAGAACCAAACGGGAUCAUCAAAAUCUAUGGAUGCAAGGAAACUUAAACGAGCUUCCGUUAAAUCUGCUGCUGAUGAUUCACUUGUUGCCAUCGGUGAUGGGGCGUCGAAUAUAUCAGACACUUCGAAUACGACCGGAGAUAGUGAUGGAGACAAAGAAAUUGAACUUAUCGCAAAGUUUAAUUCGAGACGUUCUUUUGUCCAUUCAAACAGGAAGAAAACUACAAGAGAUAUUCUUGAAACUAUUCCGCAUUACAAGGAGUUUGCCAACGUUAAAGAGGAUUUCAUGAAAAUGCCAGCUGUUUCCGUGAUAGGCCAAGGUCUUUUCAGGAGCAAUUUUGACGAUCUAACGGACAAUUUGAGGCGCUAUUUUAUUUGGAGCAAAGGGCCAAAUUUUGAUGAAGGAGUAAGAGGCACACUCCAGAUCUUAUUGCAUGUAAACAAAUUGUGUUCCUCAACACAAGGAGCAAAGUCAUACACACCAGUAAUAACAUCAUGUGAAAAGGGAAAUUCUGUCGACUUAAAUUAUUCCGGUGUGAAUUUCAGCUCUGUUAUUUUUUUUGAUUCUAAAACUACCCUUCAUUCUAUGCUAAUUGUCUGUGGGGAUGUGAUGAAUUUUAAAAAUAUUGCAGUGAAAAGUAUGGGAGAGGCUAUGUUCAACUUGCUAAGCUUGUAUUAUGUGUUUGACCGCAACUACCCGGCCGUGUAUGGUGUACUACUUCUGCUGGAGCGCUACUGUCUGUGCAACAAAGGAUCUGGUGUUAGAGGAAGAAAAGGCGACCCGUCCAGCUGGAGAAAGUUUACUAACAACUUUGAAAGUUUUCUGGUUUCCAUUCCAAAGCAGACUGUGUGAUUAUUGCUAAUUGCCUCUGUGUUUAUUUUAUAUACUGCGUGACGUGAUUUAAAAUAAACAAUGAAAGAAGUCAA